This is a messenger RNA of Polistes dominula (European paper wasp), 1236 nucleotides long. RefSeq names its product androgen-induced gene 1 protein. The record is from RefSeq and is a predicted model, not a curated record. Gene Ontology annotation, cellular component: membrane; endomembrane system. NCBI's taxonomy places the organism in Eukaryota, Metazoa, Arthropoda, Insecta, Hymenoptera, Vespidae.
CCCACACACAUACUAGUCAUUACAGUGAAUAGUGGAAUUGAACAUUUGUUUAUUAAAAUAUGUAUCUUUAAGUGUGAACAAAAUAGUUUUUAGUUGAUUCGUCAAUCAGUUGAACAAGCAACAUUACACCAAAGGAAAAGCUUAUGAACUAGUAGUACGGAAAGAUCUAAUACAAAAUGAAACUUUUAAUUCACAUUGGGUUAUUCUCCACUUCCCUUUUUUCGAUAAUUAGUGUUUAUUCUAUGCCAGUUUACCCGCCAAUUAAAAAAUUUUUUGCCAACUUUAACCCUGGACUACUCAUGUAUCUGACGGUUUGGAAUUGUAAAAUUCCUGAGGAUUCCAGAAAGAAAGAUAAAGAAACUAGCCGUACAAGAUGCGAGAUUCCAUUCUCAUAGGAUUUCACGCGAUUGCAUGUUUGCAAUUCGCAUAUUCUGUUUAUUACGAUUACACGUACACCGUGGUGCCAGCGCAUAUAAUGAAGAACCACAGCGCUUUCGGUGGAAGAUUUAAAUUUCUCACAUUUUGGGACGCGAUAUUACAAACGGUAUUCUUUUUAAUAUGUAUCAUAAACGAUUUGUAUGGUACCAAUGCAGUUAGCCCAAAGAAACCACCAUUUAUACGAAAAUUAAAGGAUUAUUUUUUCGGAGCUCUUUGUUUUCCUUUAGCCAUGUUCGUGGGGAUUACGUUUUGGGCGUUAAUGUUCAUCGAUCGUGAAUUGGUAUUACCAAAAGCAUUAGAUCCAUAUUUUCCAUGGUGGUUGAAUCAUCUGAUGCAUACGAUGAUCAUGGUCUCAAUCGUUACCGAAUUAUUGUUAUCACCACGAAAAUAUCCUAAACGAUCGCAUAGUCUUUUUGGUCUCGUGGGAUUUACGCUUACUUACUUAGUCUGGCUCCACGUGAUAUAUUACAAGAACGGCAUUUGGGUAUAUCCAGUGAUGGAAGUAUUGACGCCGACAAUGCGACUAGUAUUCUUUGGAAUUUUAUUGAUAUUCACGUUGUUACUAUAUUUCACCGGAGAAAUGCUGAACAAACUCGUUUGGGGUAACGAUAAAACUAAACAACACAAAUCUCAUUCCAAGUAAUUCCCACCAAACUUGUCACCGGCAAGUGACCACAAAUCAGAUCUGCCUCUCCGUCGGUGUUGGUGGUGGUGAAUAAAAUUCUCUUUUAUCGUUCACUCGUUGAAAAAAUGCACCUUUUUUUUAUUAUUCUUCUUCUUUAUAAAAAAAAAAAAAAA